This is a messenger RNA of Carassius auratus (goldfish), 1914 nucleotides long. RefSeq names its product E3 ubiquitin-protein ligase TRIM39-like. The record is from RefSeq and is a predicted model, not a curated record. The transcript is spliced from 8 exons. Lineage: Eukaryota; Metazoa; Chordata; Actinopteri; Cypriniformes; Cyprinidae. The coding region runs from base 202 to 1794 and encodes 530 amino acids. Gene Ontology annotation, molecular function: zinc ion binding; protein binding.
GAUGAAUGUAAAUGUGUGACUACAGGAGGAGCUCUGACAUCACUGUAGCUCAGUGAGAGACUCAGAGAAAUUGACACUAACUUGAUCAACAACAACAUGAACAUCUGAAACCAUCAAACUCUUUAAACAACAGAAUAUUGAGUCGUUCAGAGACCCUUGUGAACACAUCUGAUACUCACAGUCUUCAAGAGGGAAAGAACGAUGGCAGAAUCUUCACUAACAGCAAGAAAUCCCAGGAGUGAGAGUAUCGACAGUUUACCUCCAACAAUGUCAUCCUCCAUGUGUUCACUGUCUGAGGAGAUUCAGUGCUCUGUAUGUCUGGAUGUGUUCACUGAUCCAGUCACGACUCCAUGUGGACACAACUUCUGCAAGAUCUGUCUGAAUAAGUGCUGGGACAACAGCCAGACCUGCAGCUGUCCAUACUGUAAAGAAGCAUUCAAGCAAAGACCUGAUCUCAAGAUUAAUACCACACUCCGAGAGCUUGUAGAUCACUAUAAAAAGAAAAGUCCUGAGACUUUGAAAACAACUGAAGUUCUGUGUGACAUCUGUGAGGAAGGAAAGCUGAAAGCGCUGAAGUCGUGUCUGGUGUGUCAGAGCUCUUACUGUGAAACUCACCUGGAGCCUCAUUUGAGAGUGACACGUUUGAAGAAACACAAACUGAUGGAUCCUGUGAGUAAUCUGGAGGACUAUAUAUGUCAGAAACAUGAGAGACCUCUGGAUCUGUUCUGUAGAGAUGAUCAGACAUGUGUGUGUUCAGUCUGCACUGUGACCGACCACAAGAACCACAACACUGUUGCUAUAGAAGAGGAGAGUCAAGAGAAGAAGACUGAACUGAUGAAAACACAGAAAGACGUGCAGCAGAUGAUCCAGAACAGAAACAAGAAGAUUGAAGAAAUCAAACACUCAGCAGAAGUCAGAAAAGGAUUUUAUACUGAACUGCUGGAGAUGAUGGAGGAGCAGCAGAAAGCAGCAGAGAAACAGGAGCAACAGCUGAUUGAAGAUCUGGAGCAGGAGAUCACUGAGCUAAAGAUGAGAAACACUGAGCUGGAGCAGCUCUCACACACUGAUGAUCACCUCCACUUCCUACAGAUUCACUCAUCCCUGUGCAGCUCUAGAAACACCAGGAACUGGCCUGAGAUCAGUAUGAAGACUCUGAGGAGAGAUCUGACUCAACUGAAGGAAACUAUAGAUGAGAAACUCACACUAACUGUCUCUGCAGAGCUGAAGUGGAUGCAGCAGUAUGCAGUGGAUGUGACUCUGGAUCCUGAUACAGCUCAACCUAAUCUCAUUCUGUCUGUUGAUGGAAAACAAGUGGGACAUGGAGACAUAAGACAGAAACUCCCAGACAAACCAGAGAGAUUUGAUACAUGUGCCUGUGUCCUGGGAAAGGAGGGAUUCUCCUCAGGGAGAUUUUAUUUUGAGGUGCAGGUGAAGGGAAAGACUAAUUGGGAUUUAGGAGUGGCCAGAGAAUCCAUUAACAGGAAGGGACAGAUCUCACUGAGACCAAGAGAUGGAUACUGGACUGUGUUUCUGAGGAAUGGAGAUAAAUAUGAAGCCUGUGCUAGUCCUCGUGUCUCUCUGUCUCUGAGAGUGAAGCCGCAGCGGGUCGGUGUGUUUGUGGAUUAUGAGAAGGGUCUGGUCUCUUUUUAUGAUGUGGAGUCCAGCUCUCAUAUCUACUCUUUCACUACUCAGACUUUCAAUGAAAAACUCUAUCCAUAUUUUAGCCCAUGCCCUAAUGAUGGAGGUAAAAACUCAAGCCCACUGAUCAUCAAACCUGUCAGUUAUUAUAAAUGAAUUUACUCUCCUAACAAAUGCAAGAUUAAAAUAAUGAAUUUUAUAAUUAGAAAUCUGCAACAAUACGUCCUGCUAUUUUUUAGCAUUUGUUUUUCAGUUUUUAAAAUCUAAAUGUUCUUA